Molecule: messenger RNA, 2866 nt
Organism: Photinus pyralis (common eastern firefly)
Lineage: Eukaryota; Metazoa; Arthropoda; Insecta; Coleoptera; Lampyridae
Product: armadillo repeat-containing protein 2-like
Exons: 11
Coding region: 138-2819 (893 amino acids)
Biological process (GO): cilium organization
Molecular function (GO): protein binding
Source: RefSeq, a predicted model, not a curated record
GUCUGGGCCCCACUUGUUCUUAGAAACAAUCAAUAUUGUUAUUUCCUUUACUACGAAAUAGCAAACAAAUUUGUCAUUUUGUUGUGUAACUCGCGCCCGUCUAGUACCUAGUGAAUAUGUGAGAAAUAACAAACGAAAUGGAGAAUAGUGGAAAAACAAAUGCAUUGGCUUCAACGAAAGUAACAUCGCCAUUUUAUGAACCGCCGCCAAGGAAGACCAGUGCGGAUAUUAUUAAUGAAGCGAAAGCGGCAAUUAAAGAUUCCCAAAUGGUCGACAAUUCUUUUGCGUCUGCUUCCAUUAAACCAUUGCAAACUCAACGACCGUUCACUCCGCGCGAAAAGGAAAGGAUUUUGUUUGGGCAUAAGAGAAAGUCAAAUAGGCCUCCUAGCUCUUUCAGUUUGAGAUAUCUACAGGAGACCGACUUUAACACAAACACAAUAGCUGACAAUGCAGACAGUGAAAACAAUACAAUCUGCACCAUUGAUAAAGAUGCCCAAAUUACGAAGAAACAAAACGCAUUUAAAACACAGAGAUCAAACUCGCUAUCGAAAAUAGGGGACGGCAAAAUUUUCGAUGUAGGAUGCCACAAAAUCAAACUACCAGCUCUCGAUGCGCUAAAAGUGGUACAAAAAAAGGGAAUACACAAAAAUACAUUUUCGUUGGACAAUCUACCCGAGGAGUAUGAAGAAUCCGUCGAGCCGCCCGUGGUUAACCGAAACGCGUUCAGCUCCCCACAGGAGCGGACCGAUUUCAACGAGAACUCCCCUUUCGGUCGACCGUCGCAACAGCAGAAUAACCUGUCCCAGUGCCUUUUGCUGGGCGUCGAAAAUUUAAAUAAACUGUUUGAGAAUAAACAAAUUGUAGAAAAUUCUGAAACACUCUUUGUAAAAACAGGUUAUUUAAAUAAUGUAACGCGAACAGAAAAUGAAAAGUCGUCUCUAGAUGUUUACAAAGAGAGAACGAUGGAGAACAUAAUCGAAUCGUUAUCUAAACACCAUAAGAAUGUGAAAGACGAGGUAAUAGUGCAAUCGUUGCGCGAUUUAUACGAUUGCAUGGAGCAAAAGAAGUUUCUUUCGACUUCUGUCGAUUCGAAGACAAAGAUUUGUAUUUUGAAGUGUCUGUACAGGUUUGUCGAGUCGCCGAACGAACAGCUCCUGUUAAAUAUUGCGAGGAUUAUUUUGGCAUUGAAGGUCACCGGCAAUAAUCUAAGUGGCGUCUGCAAGUUGAUAUUUAAAGUCUCCAAGAAUGACAAAAACGACUCCCUGUUUCUAGAAGGAAAUAUUCUGGAUUUGUUUGUCGACGCGUUGGGACGCUCUAGCCCUCUCGACGACGGAGAGGCGUGCGUGUACGGUUACGGAUCUGUCAAGUUUUUAACGAUGAAUUCAAAGCUACUCAAAAAGAUUUUGGAUCUGGGCAUACUGCAGCUGAUGGUCCUCCAUAUCAAGAUUAUUAAUAACGCCAGACAGGAAAAGGUGCACAUUCCCGAACACACCGAGCAUGCGCUGUUUCAAUUGACGGGUGGCCUAAGGAACUUGGCCGCCGAUGAGAGUGUCUAUGACGAGUUUAUAUCGACCGAUACCGUAUUCCAGCUCUGCACCACUUUGGAGUUGUUCUCAUCCAACUUGGAUAUCGUCAGCAACAUUUCGAGAACGUUAAGCACAAUUUCGAUGAACGACAAUUGCUGCGAUAAAAUUGGAGAGUUUGCCGAAAUAUCGAAAAUAUUUGUCAAGUUAUUCGAAAAAUAUCCGGGGAACGAGGAAAUUAUUGUAAGGUUGGCGUACACCUUGGGGAAUGUACUUGCCAAAUUGGACAGUUCGCGUAUUAGAUUCUUUCACGAGAAGAACUCAAUUUCUUCUCUAAUUAGCUUGUGGAAGAUAUAUUUUGAGCGGACGCUGAAAAAUUGCUCGUUAAAAUUCGAUACUGAAUGGGAGUCGACAAGCAACACUGAAGAUGUCAUGAUAAAGAUCAUUCGAAUCGUCGCCAAUAUUGCCAUCAACACGGACAUAGGAAAAUCUAUGAACGAGCAGUACGGAUUGCAAUUAAUCGACGAAUUCUUAAAGGUUUUGAUUAGUAACCCGUUCAAAAAGAACGACGAGCUUAUAUUAUCGGUCUUGAGCACACUAAACAAUUUGUCUUAUUACUACACGGCCGAAUUCGAUCGAGACAUUUUUCACAUCAAACAGGUCGAUAUAAUGGAAGCAAUAAGUGAAUACGUAAAUUGCCAAAAUGUCGACUGUGUCAUCGAGGCCAUACGAAUAUUAGGGAACUUAUCGCGGUCGAAAAUUACGCGUAGUUACGUGAUUCAAAAAAACAUCUUCAGUCAACUUAUUAAGAUCUUGGACGAAGAUAAUUUAAAUCUACUAAAAACGACCGUUGGUGUCUUUGUCAACUUAAUGGCGGACAACAAGAAUCGUGUACUGUUCAAAAACAGCGGGGGGACUGGCAAACUAAUACGGAUACUUAACCAGUAUGGGUCGUACGACUGGGUGUUGACCAUGCUCAUCUGUCAAGUGUUGUGGAACUUUUGUAUCGACACCGUUAACUUGUACGAGCUGAUUUCCGAUAACGAAAUGCAACAGUUGUUAUCCAUUUUGGCAGACUUUUUAGAUGAAGAGAAAUUGUUCGGUAUAACGGAUACAAACGAAGACUUAGAAAUUUACUCUGCGCCUGAUUACAUGAUUUGGGAGGAGUUUGCGAAUGUCGCUACAAACUUACUGGAAAAAAUCGAACAUUUUUUGGACACUUUGGAGCAGAUAGAGUCCGCCGGUAAUAUUAAAACGAAGGAUUCGAAUACAAAUCUUAGUUUUGCUGCGUGGUAAUUAUAUAGUAAUAGUGCAUACAUUUUUUAUUAAAGAUAUUGUUAUUG